This is a messenger RNA of Phlebotomus argentipes, 6108 nucleotides long. RefSeq names its product otoferlin (gene mfr). Gene Ontology annotation, biological process: plasma membrane organization. Lineage: Eukaryota; Metazoa; Arthropoda; Insecta; Diptera; Psychodidae. Bases 1 to 6108 code for a protein of 2035 amino acids. The record is from RefSeq and is a predicted model, not a curated record. Gene Ontology annotation, cellular component: membrane. The transcript is spliced from 22 exons.
AUGUCACUAACAGUGAAAAUCAAUCAAUUUCAUCUCUCCAAACCCAAGUCGAAUCUUAUAGGACGUGUUGAGUUUCGAGGCGUUGGCCACACAACCAAUGAACUCAGCAACACCACCGAAAUCAUCAAUGUGAAUCAGGCUUUUGUGUGGCCAUUGGCUCGCUCAGCAUCGCCAGAGGAGACAAUUGUGGUGGAACUUCGGCAGCAAACAACGAAAAUCCUCCUCAAGACUGGCCUGUCGGCAUCCUCAUCGUUGGGCUCCUCAGGCACACGCGGCGCCAUCGGGAGCAGCUCAAAGGUCAUCGGUCGAUAUGUGAUACUCAUGCAAGGCGUCAUUACAGAAGGGAAGUUGCGCGUGGAAGACCAUCUUGUUGAUUUAAACAACAAGGCAAUACAAGCUAUUGUGAACUUUGAGGUGUCGUACACGUCACCAGACGACGAGGCUGGUAACUUUGAACCUGCGAAUCUCGCGAGUGUGAUGCAGCAGAAUUCCACGAGUCUCGACGAUGACCAGCAAAUGCUUCUCGAUAUUGAGCAGAAUAUCGCGAAUUUGGAGAAGAGCCUCAGCAAAGGUCACGAUGCGGGUCACAGUUCAAAGAAGCGACAUUUGCUGAGGCGGGUCAUGUCCCAAGGGAGGCCAGAGAAGGUGUUCUCCAGCAGUGAGAAGAGCCCCAAGCAGCCUCAGGCGUCAGAAAAGUCCCGUGUCAGUCUCAAGACGGUGAGGAAUUUCAUGAAAUUGGGAAAACAGAGGCGCGCCUCGAGAGACAGCAGCACCGAGGAUGAGGGAAGGUCUCUCAUCAGUGAUAAUGAGGGUGGGAUCACGUCCGCUAACGAACAGAGCAGCCACCCACAGCACGAGACGCAGGAUAGUGAAUCCCAACAGGAGAGCAUUCAGUCUGACGAGUCGAGUGUCGACGAGGAUGAAGAUGAGCUGCAGAGUGAGAUGAAGAGCAAGCGCUUUAAGUCACUCGGCAAGGCCAAUGAUCACCUGAAGGCGCAGGACUUCCAAGUCUGUGUCACAAUCAUCGAGGCCAGGCAACUUCCGGGUCUCAACAUGGAUCCCGUGGUGUGCAUCCAAAUCGGCGACGUGAAGAAGUACACCAGUGUGAAGGAGAGCACAAAUUGUCCAUAUUACAAUGAGUACUUCGUGUUCGACUUCCACAUGGCACCAAUUAUGCUGUUCGAUAAAAUUAUUACCUUAUCUGUGUUACAAAGCCGAAGUGUCCUUCGUCCAAAUAAAUUGAUCGGUUCAUUUAAAUUGGACAUUGCUACUGUAUGGAAUCAAAAAGACCAUCAAUUCUACCACAAGUGGGCAUUACUCACAGAUCCGGAGGAUUUUAUAAGUGGACCCAAAGGCUAUCUCAAAUGUGAUAUUGGAAUUAUUGGGAAAGGAGACACUGUGAAGGUUCCUCAGAAGUCAGAAAAGGAUCCAGACGACAUCGAAGCAAAUCUCCUCCUUCCGGAUGGUGUGCCAAUUGAAAGGCAACGUGCAAAGUUCAUAGUGAAAAUUUACCGGGCCGAUGGUUUGCCACGGAUGAACUCAUCGAUAAUGGCGAACGUGAAGCGUGCAUUCACCGGUGAGAGCAAGGAUUUGGUUAAUCCAUAUGUUCAGGUGUCAUUUGCCGGAUUGAGCGGAAAAACAUCUGUAAAGAAAAACUCCUACACACCUGUUUGGAAUGAGCAGCUUGUUUUCACCGAAAUGUUUCCACCUCUCUGCCAGCGAAUUAAGGUUCAACUGAGGGACGCCGAUCCCGUGAAACCCUCAAUAAUUGGUACACACUACAUUGACUUGAAGCAAAUCUCUAACGAUGGCGAAAAGGGAUUUCUGCCCACCUUCGGGCCAUCCUUCAUUCAUCUCUAUGGCUCCACCCGAGAUUAUACGCUCCUGGAUCAGCACUCCACACUCAAUACUGGUCUCGGGGAGGGUGUCAGCUACAGGGCUCGCCUCUUAAUCGCAAUACGCACCGAGAUAACAGAUAAUGUGGAGAUUACGCCCGAGAAAAAUGUUGAACUUGAGCAAACCUUCCCUAUCUCUGAAGUGUCGUACGCCAAGUGUGAGGAGUUUUUCUUGUUCUCCACAAUUAUGGAGGCAUCGAUGUUGGACAAGAAGCAAUCAGACAAGCAAGUUCUCUUUGAAUUGAGUAUCGGCAAUUCGGGCAAUUCCCUCGAUGGCCACAAUGAGAGCUCAUCCACCAUAUACGAUGACGAGGAGAUAGAAGUUGUGGAUGCAGCAUCUUUCAGCAGCAUCACCAACACCUGCAAGCCCACCACCCACGACAAGAGCCACUAUUUCCUGCCCUACUGGGACUACAAGCCCUGCAUGGAUGUGCGAUGCGUGUUCCCUGAUCUGCGACGGAGAAUGUACAACAGCAACAUGAUAGGCAAGAUGACGGAGAAGCUCGAAGAGGCACUCGCAGAGACAGGCACGAUGAUUGAGGAUGAGGACCCCAUCUCAGAGGUGAAACUGAGGGCGUGCCUUGAGGAAUUAGCCAUGAGUUGCACAAAGUACGUUACGGUGACGAAGAAUACGAUGACUGGCCCGGGGACGGGAAAGACAAAGCUGGAUAAGGAGAGGGUGAAGCUGUGCCUGCGUGAAAUUGAGUCACUGGGAAAUAUGGCACGGAAUUUGCGUGCUUUGGUGACGAAAAGCUCAAUGAGGGAGAGAUACAAAACGGCACAGAAUUACUUGCAGAAACUCAAGUUCCUCAUUGAUGAUCCGCAGCACUCAUUGCCGGAUAUCUUCAUCUGGAUGAUUGCAAAUGGGAAGAGGAUUGCCUACCAUCGCAUAGACGCCAGAGACGCACUGUUCUCCGAGAUAGACGAAGAGAGUGGGGUUUGCUGUGGGAAAGUGCAAACAGUGUUUCUGAAGCUGCCCGGAAAGCAAUCCAGCGGUCCCGCCGGGUGGUCAGUUCAGGCGAAGCUCUCGGUGUACGUGUGGCUGGGCAUUGUGAAGGACAAGCAGUUCUUCUUCGAUGGCCUGCCAGGAGGAUACGAACUGUCUCAAGAGCUGAGAAAUGCCGAGCGUCCUCGAGCUUUGGCGCCAACGACGAUUCACUAUGUUGAGAAAUACGUGUUCCAGCUAAGAGCUCAUAUCUAUCAAGCGAGAUCUCUGAUAGGAUCUGAUGCGUCCGGGUUGAGUGAUCCGUAUGCAACAGUUUUUAUUACAGAAUUCUCCAAGACCACCCAAGUGAUUGAGGAGACGCUCAGCCCCACGUGGGAUGAGUUGCUCGUCUUCGAUGAGAUACUUGUAUAUGGCGCCAAAGAUGAAAUCCGACGGGAUCCACCAACAAUCGUCAUUGAGAUCUACGAUCAGGACAAGGUGGGCAAGUCGGAAUUCAUUGGCCGUGCCAUUGCAAAGCCCAGAAUAAAGCUGCGCGAGCACAAUUACGUCACACCAUCGCUGGAGUGGUUCGAAAUCACACGAGGACUUGACAAUGCUGGUGAAUUGUUGGCCGCUUUUGAACUCCUAGAACACGGAUCUGUGGACGUUCCUCGCCUCACAGAGCCAAAGAUAUUGGGGAAUGAUGUCAAAAUAGACAAAUCAUCAGCGAACAUUUGCGCGAUCUUGCCUGUACCACGAGAUGUUAGACCAAACCUUGCACGCUUCCGGAUUGAAGUGCUCUUCUGGGGGCUGCGAGAUCUCAAGAGGAUUCACUUCAUGUCAGUCGACAAGCCACGAAUUGACGUCGAGUGCUCUGGUAAAAUACUCAGUUCCAGCAUUAUACAGAAUGCGAAGAAAAAUCCCAAUUUUGCCAACAUGCUCAAAUUCUUCGACUUGGAACUACCCGUUGAGGAAACCUAUGCUCCUCCCAUAACCAUUCGAUGCGUCGACUGCCGAUCUUUUGGACGCUACACUCUUGUUGGCACUCAUCAAAUAUCAUCAGUUCACAAGUACAUGCAUCGUCCAGCACCCAAAGAAGACUAUAAGAAAUACUCUCUCGGUGGCCAAAUUGUCCUCUCAAAACCAGUGGCAGCUGCUGAAAAUCCCACCAAUCCCUCAGGCAUGAUCAAAGGAUCACCCAACGACAAUCUCACCAUUUACGGAGCAGCUUGUGUAGCCAAAGCGAUGAAGAAGCAGCAGAUGAAGAAGAAGCAAGUGCAGCCGGAGGAAAGCAUAGACAUGGACGAUGACGAUGAGAACAGCAAAGACUGGUGGACAAAGUACUUCUGGUCGUAUGAGAAGUUGAUUGAGGACACAAAAGACGGGCCUGGACUUAAGCUUCCUGUUGAAGUGCAACCGCAGAAAGAUGACGAGAAGAGACGCUUAGCCAUCAAGGGAUCUAAACUCGUGGCCAAACUGAGUCCAAAGCAUCAAAAUAAGUCGCCAAAGGAGGCAAGUGCCAACAAUUCUACCGCCCUAUUCCACAUCUAUCCCAACGAACUGGAAGCACAGCUGGAGUUUAACAACUUCAAGGAGUGGCUUCACUCCUUUCCCCUCUAUCGAGGUAAGAAGACAGGCGACAGUGCCGAGGAUGAGAACAGAGUCGUGGGCUUCUUCAAGGGUGCCAUCAAGGUGUACAAGUUGCCCAUGGAGAAGGGAAUUGAACCCGCUUUUGCACCCACUCUGCCCACAAACGAUCCCAUUCACGUGCUUGUUCGUGUGUAUGUGAUCAAAGCAACGGAUUUGCAUCCAAUGGAUCUCAAUGGAAAAGCCGAUCCCUACGUUGUGCUUCAACUGGGAGGGAAGAGAAUAAGCGAUAAGGACAACUAUGUCAGCAAGCAGCUCAAUCCCGUCUUUGGCAAGUGCUUCGAGGUGGAGGCUACUUUUCCCCAGGACUCAAUGCUGACGCUUCAGAUUUUAGACUGGGAUCUUGUGGGAUCGGACGAUUUGAUCGGGGAGACGAAGAUUGAUCUGGAAAAUCGCUUCUACAGCAAACACCGAGCAAUGUGUGGCAUGGCUUUUAAAUACGAAGAUUCGGGCUACAAUUGCUGGCGUGAUCCAAUGAAGCCAACACAAAUCCUGCAGAAGUUGUGCAAGGAAAACAAGCUCGAGCAACCGCACUAUUUUCAGGAUCGUGUUAUAAUUGGAAGAUACUGCAUGACAUUCACUGAGGAGGAGGUUCUGGCCUGGAAUGGUCCAAAUACGUGCCGCAAUCGAGAUGAGCAUCUUGCCUUGGGCGUUUUGCAUCGCUGGGAUGAAAUUCCUCGCGUGGGAUGCAAGAUUGUACCAGAGCAUAUUGAAUCCCGGUCACUGUAUAAUCCAGACAAGCCAGGAAUUGAGCAAGGAAAGCUGGAAAUGUGGGUGGAUAUGUUUCCCAUGGACAUGCCUUUGCCUGGACCUUCAGUGGACAUUUCACCGCGGAAACCCAAGUCAUACGAGUUGAGGAUUGUCAUCUGGAACACGGACGACGUAGUUCUGGAGGAUGAUGCAUUUUUCACGGGAGAAAAGAUGUCUGAUAUCUACGUUAAAGGAUGGCUGAAAGGCCCACAAGAUAUUCAAUCCACGGAUAUUCACUAUCGCUCAUUGACUGGCGAAGGCAACUUCAACUGGCGCUUCAUCUUCCCGUUCGACUACUUGGCAGCUGAGGAGAGGAUUGUCCUGUCGCGACGAGAAUCCCUCUUUAGUUGGGACGAGACUGAAGUGAAAAUUCCCGCUCGCCUGGAGCUCCAAGUGUGGGAUGCCGAUCACUUCUCCGCAGAUGACUUCCUGGGAGCCAUUUCGCUCAACCUCAACAGAUUCCCACGUGGCGCAAAGUCCUCGAAGCUCUGCACGCUGGACAUGCUAAAGACGGACAAUGUGCCGUACGUGAAUAUCUUCAAGCAAAAGCGCGUCCGCGGCUGGUGGCCGUUCUUUAUUAAGCGCGAGAACGACGAGAUGGAGCUGACGGGGAAGGUGGAGGCGGAAAUUCACUUGCUCACGAAGGAGGAAGCAGAGAAGAACCCUGCUGGAUAUGGUCGAAAUGAACCGGAUCCCCUCGACAAGCCAAAUCGUCCGGACGCGUCCUUCAUGUGGUUCCUCAACCCCAUCAAGUCCAUCCGCUACAUCGUGUGGCACAACUACAAAUGGACCAUCAUCAAAGGUCUCAUUAUCAUUGCCGUGGCCGUUAUGCUGCUCCUCUUCUUCUACUCUGUCCCAGGCUACACCGUGAAGAGGUUACUUGGCGCUUAA